AUGAUACUCCCCCGGAAUCACGCCAAUUGGGUCUGGAGCUUGGCAUGGUCCCCUGAUGGGAGCAGGCUUGCUACUGGAGGCUCCGAUGCCCGGAUCUUGAUAUGGGAUGCACAGGAAGCAGCAGAAGGGGCACAGCGGGUCCAAGAACUAAGUGCGCGAGCUGCGAUGGACCCCUCCUGGGCGCAAACAGCUGCAGAGGAAGCUGAGAAGUCUGUGUUUGUCAGCAUGUCCGUUGUCAGUAGAAGCUGUUUCCGGCUCGAGUCUGACUCGCAUUCUGCCAUGGCAUGCAGCUCACAUUUCCGAAGGCGAUGCUCAGACUUUGGACAAGCAUUGAGCAGAUCUGUCUCCCAACGGUUCCGGAGAUCGUUUUCCUCAGAGGUCGUUGCGGCGACGGUGGCGAAUCCUGUGCCUAAUGGGAUUCCGCAGCCAAUUCAACCCGUUCUGUGGGGCACCAGUAUGAAGGCACUGGUGAAGACGGAGCGUGCGGAGGGCCUGACACUGACCACGGUUCCAAAGCCUGCCGUCGGGCCAAACGAUGUUCUGAUUGAGAUCCAGAAGACGGCCAUUUGUGGCACGGAUGUGCAUAUCUAUGACUGGAACGAGUGGGCCGUGCGAACAAUUCCAACUCCCAUGGUCGUUGGGCACGAGUACUGUGGAAUAGUAAAGGAGCUUGGUUCAGAAGUGACUGGCCUCAAAGUCGGCGCCCGUGUCACAGGAGAAGGCCACAUCACAUGUGGCGUGUGUCGGAACUGUCGAGCCGGCAGACGACACUUGUGCAGAGAAACUGUUGGUGUCGGUGUCAAUAGACCUGGAGCUUUUGCUGAGUACCUUUGCCUUCCUGCUUACAACGUCUUCCAGCUCAGCAGUGGUGUAUCUGAUGAUGUGGCUAGCUUCAUGGAUGCUUUGGGGAACGCCACGCACACUGCCCUGAGCUUCGAUCUGGUAGGCGAGGAUGUGCUGAUCACGGGAGCUGGACCCAUCGGAGUCAUGGCUGCGGCAAUUUGCCGCCAUGUCGGUGCACGCCACGUCGUAGUCACCGACAUCAACGAUUUCCGUUUGGACCUUGCCAUGAAGUGUGGAGCAACCAGAGCCAUUAAUGUUGGCCAGGGUGAUCCCACGGAAAGAAUCAGGUCGGUGAUGCGCGAACUUCACAUGACGGAAGGCUUCGACAUUGGCUUGGAGAUGUCUGGAGUUCCUGUAGCGGUGCACUCGAUGCUGGAUACGCUGAAUGUCGGUGCUCGCGUAGCUCUGUUGGGAAUACCAUCGAAGCCCUUCGCGAUCAACUGGGACCAAGUGAUCUUCAAGGGUCUUGAAAUCAAAGGAAUCUACGGCAGAGAAAUGUUUGAAACCUGGUACAAGAUGCAGAGUAUGUUGGUUGGUGGACUUCAGGACAAAGUGGCACCCGUGAUUACACACAGGUAUUCGGUUGAUCAAUAUCAAGCUGGAUUCGAUGCCAUGUUAUCUGGACAAGCCGGAAAAGUAGCGCCCAUCUCAGCCUGCAGGCAACAGGCCGCACCAGCGACGGCAGCCACGAGCCACGAGCAAACGACUCUGAACAAAGCGGCGGCCUUCAACUCCCGAAGGCCGUUCAUCGGCUUCUCACAGGACGCGCAUGCAUCGGAACUGGAUGCUUCUCAACUUGCCCAGCCUCUGACCUUCUGGCAGGCACAUGAGAAAAGCAUUCACGACCUUGUUUUUGCUCCAAGCGCAGGAAUCUCGCAUGCUCCUAUCCUGCGGAGCAGAAGGCUCUAUUGCAACUUAAGCCACAAGCCAUGUACCUCUAGCGCUGCGCACGCUGUGAUGCGAAGUCGCCGAAAGCUAUGGCUGCUCUCGGCUCUGCUUCCGGGACUGGCGGCUUUCAACGAGGUUCCCUGCAAGGAUCUGGAAGCUCUCGACUGUGGGCAUGAGUUCUUCAAUCAGAUUUACCAGCAGUUCCAGGAAGCGCAGCGCGAAGUCAUCAUUAUGCCCUUUAUUCUCAGGCCCAGGCUGAAGAUUUUCAGCUCCAAGCCGGAUCGAGCACCCGACACAUCCCUUGCAGACCUUAUCCGCGAGGCUGUCAGACGAAGAGUGCAUGUUUGGAUUUUGGGCUGGGACAAUGCCGCCUCCGAGAAGUACCUGGGAUUGUUUCAGGAUCACGAGUUCGAGCUGUUGUUUGAGUCUGCGGGCGAGGGGAAGCAGUACCUGCAUCUGAUGCUGGACACAGGCCGGCAGCUUCUUGCUUCAGUGUACUAUUUGCCACAUAUCAAAUCAUACGUGUUCGACCGCAGGGUUGCAUUCGUCGGCGGAAUUGACUUUGCAGAGAAUCGGCACGAUACGCCGGAACACGUCCGGCCUGAUCCACGUCUUGUUCAGGUGGCUGUUGACGCACGCCAUCCCACCGGAAACGAAAAGCCUUGGCAGGAUGCCAUGGUCAAGGUUAAAGGACGCGCCGCAGAACAAGUCGCCAUGAUCAUGGUGGAGCGCUGGUGGACUUACUGCAAAUCUGUCGGGUUGGCACGUGCCCAAGCGAUGCGGCCUGUUUCAGCGAUUCUCGACAGUACGUUGUGGAAUGUCAAGGGUGCGCUGCACGACAGCCUCUGGAAGGAUUUGCAAUGCAACCAGAUGCCGAACACCGGCAUCCUGGGGAAACUGCAGCUCAGCCUGGGUGGCGGAUUGUCAGAGGAGCGCCAAGUCCGGAUCGAGACACCUCAGAUACAGAGCGAGUACUUGGAUCCAAAUGCGGAUAAGUUCGUCGUCCUCAAGAGGGGAAAGGCUGAUGAGGUGGACAUCGUCGGUCUUCAUGCGCUGGAUGCCCAGGUCCCGGAGGAGAUUGCCAUCUCGUUGGAUGGGAUCCGUGUGCGGAUAUUCAAUUCUACGCAGACUCUUCACCAUGAUGGAGCAACGCUCACGGCGAGGUGGCUGCCGGAAGGUGUUGCUUAUGAGGGAGGAGAACAAAUGUGCAAAGUCACGCUGUCUGGUACCAACAUGUGGAUGGGCACGGCUACCACCGUGCAGGACAGCUACACAACAUUUCUCAGCAUGAUUCGCAAUGCGAAGAGGUUUGUUUUCAUCGAGAACCAAUACUUCUCCAGCGACUUCCCCUCAUCGUCACCGGAAUGUCAGCACGCGCACGAUCGUACAUCCGCUGUUCUGUACAGUGGUGCGACCAACCGUGUGGCCGAGGCGGGCCUUUACUGGUCGAGAGUGGAUCAAUCGUUAAGGCCUUUGAUGAAUCUUUGCGCCGGGCGCGGUUACGAGACCGAACUGCUGGGCAAAGCCUGGAAGGAUGGUGGUGCCGCUCUGUUCGUGGACUCUCGUUCCGAGGAUGGUUGUGUGAGGAGAACCAGCAAGUGGCAGGAGUUUUGGGGAGCAUUGGACUUUGUAAUGUUGCAGGCCGAGGUGCUGGCAGAGGUCAAGGAUGAGCACGAGAUCAUCUCGAUCAUGGAACUGCUUGGGUUCGUAGUGCUGGCCUGCCACAGGCUGGUCGCUUUGGCUCGGAUCGACUUGCCCAAGUUGCCCGCCAACUGGCGCACUCAAGUGAAUCAGUGCAUCCGGCCAUGGUCGUUGGUUCAGGACCUUGACCUCAUCUUUCUGCCCGACAUGCUGAUGGACGAGGUCUACGGCAUGCAGGUGCCGGGUCUAGGUGGUGUCUUUGCGGAGGUCCUGGCCGUUCCCGCAGUGGAGACACAAAGGGACAUCCCAGAGGUCAGCGACGAGGUCGCGCGGAUCGAGCUGGAGCAGCGCCUGCGUACCGCCGCCGGGCCGCCGAGCUGGCCGACGGUGCCACUGACGCCGCGUCACUGGCAAAGACUGCGCGCUGUGGGCCUCGGGGUGCCGGAGGACGAGGUGUUGCAAGAGGAUCCCUCUGCACCUGCUGCAGGAGGGGAAACCUACACAGAGGUCUGGGUUAAAGGAGCCAUGGAGGACACUGUCUACCUCCGGGUCGAAGGAACCACCGAUACCGACGUUGACUGGAAGCGCCGCAUUGAAAAGAUUGUUCGUGAAGGCUCCACUUGCUGCCUUAGUUUUGGUAUGGUCGAGUGCAAAUAG
Molecule: messenger RNA, 4029 nt
Organism: Symbiodinium necroappetens
Lineage: Eukaryota; Dinophyceae; Suessiales; Symbiodiniaceae
Source: the annotation of a GenBank genome assembly